UAGUAACACUAACUUCAGUAGUGACAUGCCGUCUUUGGUCGGGUAUGGACGUCUUCAGUUCCGUUCCAGUCUGUGACUGUCGUCUCCCAGACGAUAGAAUGUGCAAAUACGACGCCGUCGCCCCGACCCCUUCACGCCGCAAACCGCCGAUUAGUGAAACUAUUCAGACGAAACCGUUUCCGAUCAGAGGGGAGAGGGCCAACUAUGUUAACAGUCCACAUGUCAUUGCCAUGGUCGGACUCCCGGCCAGGGGGAAAACGUACAUAUCGAAAAAGCUCUCAAGAUACCUCAACUGGAUUGGAAUAAAUACAAAAGUUUUUAAUCUUGGAGAAUAUCGUAGAAUUGUUACUGAUGCGUACAAAAGUCAUGAGUUUUUCAAGCCUGAUAACAAGCAUGCAAUGGCGAUUCGCACCCAGUGCUGUAUGGAUGCUUUAGAAGAUGUUUGCCAUUGGCUAGAAACUGGCGGUGAAGUGGCUGUAUUUGAUGCUACAAAUUCUACUCGAGAUAGAAGGAAAAUGAUCCAUGAUAUUGUUGUGAAGAAAAUGAAUUUUAAAUUAUUUUUUGUUGAGUCUGUCUGUGAUGAUCCUCAAAUAGUGGAACAAAAUAUUAUGGAGGUUAAAGUAAAUUCGCCAGAUUACAAAAACAUGAAUACAGAAACAGCCUUAAAUGAUUUCCUGCUUAGAAUUGAGCACUAUAAGGAAAAAUAUGAACCUUUGGAAGAAAAGUUAGAAGAUAGUCUUAGUUUUAUGAAGAUCUACAACACAGGAGAGAAAGUUCUUGUGCACAAGCAUGAAGGACAUAUAGAAUCCAGGAUAGUUUAUUACCUCAUGAAUAUACACAUUGUACCAAGGACCAUUUAUAUUGCCAGGCAUGGAGAGAGUUGUCACAACCUUGAAGGUAGAAUAGGUGGAGAUUCAGAACUGUCUCCGAGGGGGCAAGCGUUUGCCAAUGCCCUCGCAAAUUAUAUAAAUAGCCAAAAUAUCAGCAGCCUCAGGGUUUGGACGUCUUGGCUCAAGCGUACAAUUCAGACUGUUGCUGGCAUCCAAGCUCCACAGGAAAGAUGGAAGGCCCUAAAUGAAAUCGACGCUGGAAUUUGUGAGGAGAUGACAUACAAAGAAAUACAAAAAGCUCACCCGGAAGAUUUCACAGCCAGAGACCAGGACAAAUUCACUUACAGGUAUCCAAGAGGGGAAAGCUAUGAGGAUCUUGUAGCAAGACUAGAACCAGUUAUAAUGGAGUUGGAGAGACAAGGGAACAUUCUCGUCGUAAGCCACCAAGCUGUAAUUCGCUGUCUCCUUGCUUACUUGCUGGACAAAAAUUCAGAAGAGUUACCAUAUCUACAUGUCCCUCUGCAUACACUUAUUAAACUGACGCCAGUGGCUUAUGGAUGUAAAGUAGAACACAUACCAUUUGAUAUUGAGGCGGUGGAUACACACAGACCAAAACCAAAGAUACCAGGGACCCUUGAUGAAAGGUUUAAACAUCAUAAAUCUGAUUCUACCUGACUUUCAAUAGUACAAUUUAAAAAUAUAUGUAAAAUGACUGAUAAAUUCUUUAUUAUUUAUAGUUUAUCAAUUUAUGAAUAUUAGGGGUCAAGUUAAUUUAUUCAGUUUGUAUAUUUUUAUUCUAUAUUCAAUUGAAAAAUGGUGUUUUGGUUUUUGUUUCACUAAAACAUUGUAUAUUUGUUUAAAAUAUUAUUUAAUGCAUUAAUAUUCUUUUAAAUUUCUGUUUUUCUAUUUUUUUUUUUUUUUUGCUUUUCUCAGCAUUAUAUCAACAAAUAUUUUUAUCUCGUGCCAUAUCCAUAUUUAAUUUUAACAUUUUAUUUUGAAAAAUACAUAAUCUUUCAUUAACCUAAGUAAAAAGUAAAUGUUAGAGGGAAAUAUUUAAAAAUUAUUUAUAAAUUUGUGAUAUAAGUCAAAUCUGUAUUUAUUGCAAUUAAACAAUUUCAAUUGUC
Messenger RNA from Cimex lectularius (bed bug), 1954 nucleotides. Its product is annotated as 6-phosphofructo-2-kinase/fructose-2,6-bisphosphatase-like. Gene Ontology annotation, molecular function: 6-phosphofructo-2-kinase activity; ATP binding; fructose-2,6-bisphosphate 2-phosphatase activity. Lineage: Eukaryota; Metazoa; Arthropoda; Insecta; Hemiptera; Cimicidae. Gene Ontology annotation, cellular component: cytosol. The transcript has 9 exons. Bases 45 to 1505 code for a protein of 486 amino acids. Gene Ontology annotation, biological process: fructose 2,6-bisphosphate metabolic process; fructose metabolic process. The record is from RefSeq and is a predicted model, not a curated record.